Chelmon rostratus (copperband butterflyfish) is the source of this 3156-nucleotide messenger RNA. RefSeq names its product phosphoglucomutase 2-like 1 (gene pgm2l1). Bases 254 to 2116 code for a protein of 620 amino acids. The transcript has 14 exons. NCBI's taxonomy places the organism in Eukaryota, Metazoa, Chordata, Actinopteri, Chaetodontiformes, Chaetodontidae. Gene Ontology annotation, biological process: carbohydrate metabolic process. The record is from RefSeq and is a predicted model, not a curated record. Gene Ontology annotation, molecular function: magnesium ion binding; intramolecular phosphotransferase activity; glucose-1,6-bisphosphate synthase activity.
AUGAAUGUUUACGGAGUGACUCGGUUAGCACGCGUUUAGCCGGUUGCUAGCGGCUUCCAGCGCUGUAAGUGUGACUGUAGCGGGUAGCUGGCGGCGGCCCGGUGCGUGAAGUUCACGGCUGAUAUUUGGAGCCGGGGCAUCGAGCUGCAGCAGCCAUAUCAAAGGAGAUGUGUGUCGGGUCCAGGAGCCGGGCCAGCUAACAGCUGGGAGCUAGCACAGUGUCACUCGCUGUUAGCCGCGACCCUCUGUCAGCAUGGGAGACGGUAACGGGGACCCGAACGCCAACUCACGGUGCCAGAGCACCGGCGACCCGCAGCUGGACAAGGCGGUGCUCCAGUGGUUGACCUGGGACAAGAACCGGCGGACUCGGGCUCAGGUGGAGUCUCUGGUGGCGGCGGCUCGUCUGGACGACCUGAGGACCAGACUCUGCAGCAGGAUGAGCUUCGGCACGGCGGGACUCCGAGCGCCGAUGGGAGCCGGAUUCAGCCGGAUUAACGACCUCACCGUCAUCCAGGCCACACAGGGUUUAUAUUCGUACCUGUCCAGGUAUUUCGCAGACUUCAGCAGCAGAGGAGUGGUUGUUGGUUUUGACACCAGAGGACAGGAGGAGAGCGGCUGCAGCAGUCAGCGUUUGGCAAAGCUGACGGCCGCCGUGAUGCUCAGCAGAGAUGUUCCCGUUCAUCUCUUCUCCACGUUCGUCCCGACGCCGUACGUGCCGUACGCCGUGAAGAAGAUCGGAGCAGCGGCCGGCGUGAUGAUCACCGCCUCACACAACCCUAAAGAAGACAACGGAUACAAGGUGUACUGGUGUAACGGUGCUCAGAUCUCCUCACCUCAUGACAAGGAGAUCCUGCGGAGCAUUGAGGAGCAGCUGGAGCCCUGGAGCUCCUCCUGCUGGGACGAGGAGCUGGUGGAGAGCUGCUCCCUGAGGACUGACCCCCUGACCCAGAUCAACAGCCUCUACAUGGAAGAGCUCACCUCCCUCUGCUUCCACAGGGAUCUGAACAGAAGUUGUCCACUGAAGUUCGUCCACUCAUCUUUCCACGGAGUUGGACACGUCUUCGUCCAGCAGGCCUUCCACACCUUCGGCUUUACUCCGCCGAUCCCCGUCCCAGAGCAAAAAGACCCGGAUCCCAACUUCUCCUCCGUCCGCAGCCCAAACCCUGAGGAGGGAGAGUCGGUCCUGGAGCUUUCUCUUCUUCUGGCAGAGAAGGAAAACGCUCAGAUAGUUCUGGCGACGGAUCCUGAUGCCGACCGUUUGGCUGUGGCAGAGAAGUCUGACGGGUGCGGUUGGAAGGUGUUCACAGGUAACGAGUUGGCGGCUCUGUUGGGUUGGUGGAUGUUCUUUCAUUGGAGGGAGGCUCACCCAGAUCCUUCAGACUCUGAGAGGGUCUACAUGUUGGCCACCACGGUGUCCUCUAAGAUCCUGCAGGCCUUCGCUCGCAUCGAGGGAUUCUGCUUCGAGGAAACUCUUCCUGGGUUUAAGUGGAUCGGGAACAGAAUACACGAACUCUCCAAAACAGGAAACACGGUCAUAUUUUCCUUCGAGGAGUCGAUCGGUUUCCUGUGUGGCAGUUUGGUCCCUGAGAAAGACGGCGUGAGCUCGGCGGUGGUCGUGGCUGAGAUGGCCGCUUACCUUCACAACAAGGACCUGAGUCUGAACCAGCAACUGCACAACAUCUACCGGAUGUACGGUUAUCACCUGUCCAAAACCUCGUACGUCGUCUGCAACGACCCCCCCACCAUCCAGAAGAUCUUCAGCCGGAUCAGGAACUUCGACGGCGAAGGUUCGUACCCGAAGACGUGCGGCGGAGUCCGGAUCGUCCACGUCAGAGACGUAACCACGGGAUACGACAGCAGCCAGCCUGACCUCAGAUCUGUCCUUCCUGUGACGAGGAGCAGUCACAUGAUCACCUUCACGCUACAGAACGGCGUCGUGGCGACGCUGAGAACCAGCGGCACCGAACCCAAAAUCAAGUACUACACAGAGUACUGCGCGCCCCCGGGGAGCAGUGAGGUGUCCGGUCUGGAGGAGGAGCUCAGGAAGGUCACGGCCGCCCUGCUGGACGAAUUCCUGGAGCCCGAGAGGAACAAUCUCAUUCGCCGCUGCGUGUAGCUCCGCCUCCCACGCACCGGUCCCCUGCAGCCGUUUCCUGUCGCGAUGUCACUUCCUGUCUUGUUUGUAGACGAGUCGGAUCAGCUGCCGCUUCACUCUGUGGCGUCCACGAAGUUCCCGUCAGAGACUAAAAGUACGAACUGAGCCAUGACGAGCGAAUCAUUGAGCUCAGUGUUUCAGGUGUGUUCAGGUGUCCUUCCUGAUCACACAGCAGAGAGCAUGAUGGGUAAUGAGUCCAGCCAACCAAACAGUGGUUAUUUGAACACGUUUGAACGGCGUCCUCCUGCCGUCAUAAAGAGUCAGUUUCAGAUCCUGUUGAGACCAAAUUAUUCAGAAUUAUUCAAGAAUCAUUUUGUGUUUUCAUCAUCGAACACAAACAGAAGUUGAGUCUGCUUGAAUUCAGAUAUUUAAACGUUUUAUAAUCAUUAGGUUUGUCUUUAUUAACUUUACAAUUAAAAACAGAUGUUUUCUGUCUUUGGUUCAUUUUCAGACUGAAGUUUGUUUUUCUGUUUUUCCACGUUUGAAUUUCCUAAAAGCACAAAUUGUUUGAACUCUUCCAAAAUCUACAUGAGGUCAUGAAAUAGAUUUUAAUGAUAUUCAGGAAACGUCUCUCCUUAAAGCAGUCGGCCAGAAACAUCUAACCUGGCUCCAGACGAUCCACCUGCGCUCUGAUUGGACGGUUCUUGGACUUCUUUUCAUCUCAUUUAACUCAUUAGAGUAGAAUCAGUUCAUUAAUCAGUUCUUUGGUUGCUCGUUGUGACGUUAAACUGAACAUUCGUGAGUUUUUCCUUCGUUUCUCGGCUCCGCAGGUUUGUCGUACGUGUGAAACAUGUCUGUGAAACAGGAAAUGAAUUCUGCUCUUCGUCUUCUCUAUGUUGUUGAAGUUUUCCCUCACACUCGAUGGAUGUUAUUUAUUUUUAUACAGAUAUUUAUGUGACGCACGUCGCCGUUGGUGUUGUGUUUGAGGAUCCUCUGUUUAUUUCACUGCUGCACAUGAAAGCUGCUGUUAAUGUGCUUCUCUGACAAUCGGCCAAUAAAAC